Molecule: messenger RNA, 5495 nt
Organism: Drosophila arizonae
Lineage: Eukaryota; Metazoa; Arthropoda; Insecta; Diptera; Drosophilidae
Gene: Larp4B
Product: La-related protein 4B
Biological process (GO): positive regulation of translation
Cellular component (GO): cytosol; cytoplasmic stress granule
Molecular function (GO): mRNA 3'-UTR binding
Source: RefSeq, a predicted model, not a curated record
AUCGCGUGUGUGUGUGCAUUUCGCGUAUCGUAAUCAAGUUUCAUGCCACAAGAAUAUAUUUCAAGUGAAAAUCAAAAAUUUCCAACUAAAAAAGCCUCAGCUGGGUGGCAGCAGCCGCAGCCGCAACAAGGCAACGUGUGCAUGUGUGCGUAUGUGAGUGCGUGAGUGUGAAUACGAGUGUGUGUGUGUGAGUGAGCGAGUGCAAGACUGUGUGUGUGUGUGUGUGUGUGUGCGUGCGUGAGUGUGUGUGCCGUUUGUGCAAGUUUUUGGGGUCUGUCGGGUGCUCGUUUUUGAAAGAGGAGUUGAAAAUAGAAGAAGAAGCGAGUUGUGUCUUUAACUGUGUUUGUGUGUGAGUGUGUGUGUGUUUGUGUGCCUCUGUGUGUGGAAUUCUUGAUAAUUCCCCAACAUACGUUACCAUGGAAUAUUACCUAGGAGGUUACGUCUAUAUGAAUGGAGAUGCAGUCAAAAUUCAACCGCCUGUUUAUCCCAAUGUUCCUGUUGAAACGGCUAUGUUAGCCACAAAUCUGUUUGGUACCACAACCCAAAUUGCAGCUCCGCAACCAGCAGCAGCAGCCGCUCACAUACCGUUGAUCACAGCCGCUGCAGCAGGAGCAACAGGAGUAACAGGAACAGUAGCAGCACCACCAACAGUACAGCCCGCGCAGCAUCCACAACAACAACAGCAACCACAACAGCAUCCACAUCAGCAACAGCAGCAGAUCAUCUCUCAUACGCACGCCCACGCUGUGGCAGUUGCCGCUGCAGCUGCCGCACAGCAACAACAGCAAUCAACGCAGACCAUCCAAACGGCAGUUACGCCGGGCCAAGUGCAUCUGCAGACGCACCCAGCACAGCAUUUGCAGCAGCAGCAGUACGGCCACCAUCCGGCUCAGCAGCCGACGCUGCCGUCCAGUGGCGAUAGCAUUCAGGCAAAUCACGCAAUCGACAAUACUGAAUACGCCAUCAUGAAUGGAGCCAUUGCUCAGACUCAAGAUGGCAACCUGGUCUGCUAUACAACAGAGGCCCUCGUACCUGGCGUAAACAAUACGAAUUUAGUUGCACUCGAGCAGCAGCAGCAGCAACAGCCAGAACUUAUCCCACAACAGCAGCAGCUCGCCGCUGAUGAAUGUGGAAUGCCAUUGGACAAGCUAAAGCAGAUGCUGGCCACACAGCUGGACUACUACUUUUCCAGAGAAAAUCUGGCAACCGAUACUUAUCUGCUGUCUCAAAUGGACAGCGAUCAAUAUGUGCUCAUCAAGACAGUGGCCAAUUUUAAUCUUGUUAAGAAACUAACAAAGGACAUAAAUUUGAUUACCGAGGUGCUGCGCGAAUCACCCAACGUCCAAGUGGAUGAUGAAGGUUUGCGCGUGCGCCCCAACCACAAGCGUUGCAUCAUCAUUUUACGUGAAAUAUCCGACAACACACCACUCGAUGACGUCAAGGCGCUGUUCAGCAGCGAGAACUGCCCACGACCCAUUGCCUGUGAGUUUGCAGCGAAUAACUCCUGGUAUAUCACAUUCGAAUCGGAUGAGGAUGCCCAACAAGCUUUCAAGUAUUUGCGAGAGGAAGUCAAAGAGUUUCAGGGAAAGCCCAUAAUGGCGCGCAUCAAGCCCAAAUCGUUUAUCAAUAGAAGAGCUACUGUACCAAAUAUCAAAAACGGGUUUCGUCUCAAUUCACCGCCAACGGCCACAGUGUAUGACCCGGCAGCCGCAGCAGGAGCUGCUGCGGCCGCCGCUGCUGUUAGCUACAGUGCGGCACCACAACGUUUCGUCUAUGCGCCCAAUGGUGCGCCCUUAACGACAGCUGCGGUACCGUAUAACACACAGGUGUUGAUUCCCUUUCAGCAGCAACAAUUCUAUACAGGGCUAAUGGCUGCUCCGUGGCAACCGACCACCGUAGCAGCAGCCACAGCGGCGCAGGGCCAAAAUUUUUAUGAAUUUGGUGGCAAUAUAUUUGCUGCCAAUGGCCUGGCACCGCAGGCCGUUGCCGCCAAUUUCGCAACUGCACCACCGCCGCCUACCCCACAAAUUGUCAGCAACAAGCCGCAGGGCGGCGGCGGUGGUGGUGGCGGACGCUACAACAGCAAUCAUCGCGGCAAUCCUAACAAUCUGAGCGGUGCUGGAAGUGGAGGACCACGUGGCGAGCCGCGCUCGAAACCACCGCGCAAUACCCAGCAACCGCAGCAGACUCCAUCACAUAAUAUUAUAAUGCCGACUGCUGUACGUGUGGUGCCAGCUGCCGUACUUGAUCCACUCCAGCAAGUACCUCUCCAGCAGCAGCAACAACAACAGCAGCAGCAGCAGCAGGUGCAACAGCAGCACCAGCAGCAACCUGCAAGCCAGCAGGUGCAGCAGCAGCCGCAACAAAUGGUGGCUACCAAUUCAGCUGGCUCCGCGCGUUAUCCAGUAAAAAAUAACUGGAAGGGUGGCAUGCAAAAGAAUCUGGAUAAGAACUAUGGCAAUCAUUACCACUACAGCAGCCAGGUGCCAACUAUACCCAGCAGCCAUACUCACCAUCAGUCACAGCAGCAACAACAACAACAGCCACAAGCCCAUUUUAUAUUCCCAGCGGCCAGCACGACGCACUCCACCUAUGCGGCUAGCUCACAGGCAGCGCUCACACCGCAGCCUAGCCAGCAGCCACAGCAGCAGCAGCCACAUCACCCACAUAUGGUGGUGCAUGCGGCUCAGCCCGUUGAGCUGCAGGAGGCAACGGCCAAUGAAAAUGUUGUUGUGGAACACGCAGCCACCUCGCAGCACGGUCGAAGCAACAUGUCAGCCAGCUCCUCCUCAUCGCUGGCCACUUCCAUCGGCGGCAAGGAUGCGCCGCAGCCGAUGCAUUGGCAAACGCGGCCGAGACGCCGCCGACGUGAUGAAGAUGGCAACGCCCUCAAUUAUUCGCCAGGCGGUCGUGUUAAUAUAUAUGGUGGUUCGCAGCAGCAGUUGCUCUCCUCAUCGUCCGCCUCAUCCACAAGCAACGUGCAGUCGACGAAUCGCGAGAGUCACUAUAACACUCAUGAGUCKCAGCAGCAGCAGCAACAGCCGGCACCGCCCCAGCAUCGCGGGAAUUACAAAGGCAACAAUUACAAUCCCAACUAUCAUGCUCAGCAGCAUGCGGCAUCCAUGGCGCAUCACCAUCAUCAUAGCAAUCACAAUCAUAGCGCACUGCCGUCUCAGCAACAACAGCAGCAGCAGCAACAUCAUGUGCCUGCUGCACAGCAGAGUUCGGGGCAUAAUUAUCAUCAUCAUCACCAUCAUAACUCGAUCGGCAGCAAUGUGGGCAACAGUGGCGGCUUAAGCGUUAGCAACAGCAGCAACAAUAAUAACAGCAACAACAAUAGUGGAGGAAACAGCAACAAUAUGUCGAACAACAUUGGAUCAAGUAACAGCAGCGGAGGAGGCGGUGCUGGCAGCAACAGUAGCGAGCGUGGCGGAUUGCAUCAUGGUAUCAGCAUGGGCUAUCAGGGUCACAAUUCGCAUCAGCAGCAGCUGCAACAGCAGCAGCAGCAACAGCAACAACAACAGCAGCAAUCAGCUGCUCCCGUACAACCGCCACAAUUUGAUUUGGAAGCUGCAGCUUUUCCGCCACUGCCUGCGACUUCGGCUCCGGCACAUGGAGCUCACCAUCAUCAUCAGCAUCAUCAUCAUAGUAACCAGGCUUCCAURCAUAGCUCUAACAGCAACAACUCUACGGCGAGCGGCGUAAGCCACAAGCCGCCUCCAACUCAAGCUCAUCAGCAAGGUCAGGCUGUAGCCGAGUGCAGUGGAGGAGGAGGCGAAGAACAGCGAUCAAGCAAUCAUCCGAAUACGGAGAGCAAUGCUAACAGCAAUACCUCCGGCAACUCGUCAACGGCUGUUGCUGCACCUACAGCUGCAAGCGGCAAUUGGGCAACUGAGAAUCGACUCGCCGAUGUCGUACGCACGGGCAAUAAAGGCAACAAGGGACGCAAGGAUGCUGCAGCUGCUGCUGCUGGAACACACAACAGACAACAACAACAUCACCAGCAGCAGCAGCAACAACARCAGCAUUUGCCUCAGCACUAUCAACAGCAGCAGCAACAGCAACAGCAACGUAAUCUGGCCAUUAGUCCCACGCCAGCAAUGGCCGUGGUGCCGGCUGAGGAGCCGUCACGCCCCUUGGGCAACAAUACUAAAAACUUUACUAAGCAGAGCUCUAGUAAUAACCCGAUCCAUGUGAUAAAGUGUAUAACACCAAAUAUCAAUGCCAGCAACAAGGCGACGACAACAACAGCUGGUGCUGUUGGAGAAGAUGGAGCAGGAGCCGGAGCGGCAGCAGUAGCAGCCACUGCUGCUACUUGUGGUGCUACUGUUGGCGCUGAUAAAUCAAACAAGACUGAGGAUGAGUUACAUCCAAUACACGGCAACAAGCAGCAACCGCGCUUAAUCGAGGGCUAUGGCCAACAGCAACAGCAACAACAACAACAGAUGACAAAUGACUAUGGGCAUAAUGUAUCGAUCUCGGGCGCUGGCGCCUGCCUAAACGAGUUGAGUCUGACCAGCCAGCACCACAAGAAGCAGCAGCAGCAGCAGCAACAGAUGCCCGCUGCCACCAAAAAGGAGCUCAAUAAGGAUGCCAGCAAACACAAAAGUGUCGCAACCUCCACUUCAAACUCCGCCUCCACUAAUUCAGUGUCAACGGAGAAUAUUGCAGCAGCAACAGCUUCCAAGCUGAGCUAUGCACAAGUGGCACAGCAUCACAAGGCCGCCUCGGAUAGUAAAGAUGGAGGCGCUUUAUCUCCUACAACCACGAGCCACAAGCUCGAGUUAGUCUUUGGUGAUGCCGUCGAUAAAAUCGCAGUGACUGUUACAACGGACAAGCGUUUGGCUGCAGCUCCAAAUGCCACGCAGGUGGGCAAAGGCUCUUCAGGCGGAGCUGUUGCUGUUGCUAACAAAGAAAAGGACACUGCUCAUUCGCGCGAGUCGCGUUCAAAUGCAGCGCAGGUUGCCGGCACAUUGCGUCCGCAGAGCAAGGAGAAACCAUCUCAACAGCAACAACAACAACAGCAACAUCAGCACUACGGAUCUGGYUCAUCCGCUGAUCAUAAUACGAACACCGGCGGCGGUGGGCGUAAAUCAAGAGCCAAUAACUCUUAAAAGCAAAGCAAGUCGCCGAAUCCGCGACAAAUGUGAAAUCGAAAUCUUUGCUAGCUUUGAUGCAGUGUAUAUAUAUUUUUAUAGCUGUAUCAUUAAAAAGCUAACCCCAUCAUACAACUAUACCCCCUUCUGUACAUAAAUUCCAUGUGUAAAUACAAGCAAACGCCGUUUUUUGUUAUAUAUCUAUAAGCGCAUAUAGAUAUAUUUACGAGCUAACCAAGGAGGCAUAUAUAAGUUGUCGUCGCGCUACAGUGAUUGAAGGGCGACCAGCUUGGACCAGUUAUCAUAUAAUAUUAUUAAAGAGUAGGCAAAGGAAUAAUGGUGCAUAACAUUAAUGAAAACAAACACACAGACUCACUCACUCACACACACACACACACA